UUCGAUGUGUAAUUGUCGAAUCCCCUUUAGACUUCCAUUGGAGCGCCGCUGGACGGCAGGACUCGGAGGCCGAGCGGAAAGUGGGGAGCGAUUUAGUCGUCGGGAUAGAAGAAGCCGUGGUAGUUUUCUAAAAUGGUGUCAAGUGAGUGUGUCAGUGAGAAGAAAAGAGCUGGCCGUUCCGUCUCUUGUUGAUUCAAGAUUACGGCCAUUAUUUUCCCCGUUGAGAUUUCCCGUCGCAGACUGCGUCAACCGACCGAUCGGUCAAUGUCAACUUUGUCGUACGUACCGAGACAGAUUCCGAUCGAAAUAGUGAAAGUCGGGAGUGAAGGAUAUUUGUGUCGGGUGCGAAUGUGAGAAGUCAGAUGGACGUUUUGGAUUUGUUAUGAUGUGCUGUUGUUGGUCCGUUUGGUGUCCAGUCGCGAGUACUGGGCGUCGUCGCCCCGCGAAGAGAUAAUGGGCCAGAAGAUCAGCGACCUGAAGGGCGUUUUCGGAAUAAUGGACGAGAAGGACGUGAACGAGAUCCGGAUUUCGGUGGAGAGCGUGGACCUACGUCUCGACGAGCGCAAGGAAGAGAACGGUAACGAGUUCGGUAUUUACUUGAGUUCGGAGGACAACGGAAACCCGCGGGCGGGGGCGUCUGCUCUCCCGGAGAAGAAGAAGAGGUCCUCCAAGAGAAAGAAGGAUAAGAAAAGGCCGCAUUGGGUGCUGAGGUUUAACUGCGCCAGGCUGAAGUCAGGCAGCAACAGCUCCGGCUGCAGCUCCGAGCCCGACAUCGCGGAGCCCAACAUCGGCCUGGAAUCGUGCGUCUGCACCGGGUACCGGCGGACGGAGGAGCACCACCUCGGUGCGGGGGUCGUUUUUGAGGCCAAACGGGAGAGCAGCGAUUCGGAAGAGGACGAGGACCGUCGGCUGGAGGACUAUUCGCUCGACGACUGCGACGAGAGGGCCAGGAUCGAAAGAGCCAGGGAGAUCGAGGAAGGCGUGGAUCCUCCUCCUGGCUUCAAACCGGGCCAGCACAUUCAGGUGGUCUGCGUCCAGGACAUGAACAUCGACUCCUUGACGGCCCUCCUCCAAUCCGCUGCCCUUUCCGCCCUCUCCCAGCUCGACUCACAGAGGGUGGUCCACACCCAAGUGGACUACAUCCACUGCCUCGUCCCGGACCUCCUCCAGAUCACUUCCUGCUCUUUCUACUGGGGGAAGAUGAACCGGUACGAGGCGGAGCGACUGCUCGACGGCAAGCCCGAAGGGACUUUCCUCCUCCGGGACUCGGCGCAGGAGGAAUACCUCUUUUCCGUCAGUUUCAGAAAGUACGGCAGGUCGCUCCACGCCAGGAUAGAGCAGUGGAAGCAUCUGUUCAGCUUCGACUCCCACGACCCCGGGGUCUACUCCUCGCCGACCGUCUGCGGACUCAUCGAGCACUACAAGGACCCUUCGUGCUGCAUGUACUUCGAGCCGACGCUCACGAUACCGCUCCACAGGAACUUCGCCUUUCCCCUCCAGCACCUGGCCAGGGCCGUCAUCUCGUCGAAGAUCUCCUACGACGGAAUCAGCCAGCUCCGCCUUCCCAAACCGCUCAAAGCAUAUCUCAAAGAGUACCACUACAAACAGAGGGUCAAGGUACGUCGAUUCGACAACGAAUAAGUACUUAAAAUGUUUAACGAUUUUAGCGUUUAAUAUACUAAAUCAAUAUUUGAGUUUAAUUAAUUGUUUAACUGGCUUUGCAAUUAAGGAUUAAUGACCAAGUUACCAAAAAAAGAGUAGUAGUCGACUGUCACGGUGUUGACAUUUUUGGCAUUUCACUCAGUCCACCUCUCUAAACCUGAAUGGAAUACCCUUUCACCCGUCCACAUUCUUCAAUCGGCAAUGCGUCUGGACAGUCAUUCGAGAUAUUUACUCUCAGCCAACUCACAACACACGUCUGAAUACCAAAGCAUCGAAAUUCAAUGCAAUUCGGUUAAUGCCAAAAUUACGUCCACAACUCGGUACUUCUUCCUUAGGAUUACUUCCUAGACGACAGCUGUUUAUGAAAUUAAUCACCUUUGACAUUUCUUAUUUUAAGAUCUUCAACUUUCUAUUCUGACUAUUAAAAGACAUCAAAUAUUUAAUAUAGGAGAAGUCUUAUUGUUCAAAUAUCAUUAAGUUCCCGUAUUUACUGACUGCUUUUCCCAUUUUAUCCGCAAUAUCUAUAAAUUAAAUUUUACAGUUCAGUUUUUCAUUUUUAUUACUGAUAUCAACACCUUUCUUAAGCUUUUGAUACGUAAUAAUUCUCGUGGUCGUUUCUUAAAAGAGCAAUCUGUCAUCAGAUAAACAUUGUAUUUCGAUGCGUUUGUAGUUAUUUAUACUGCGUAUUUGAACUAUGCCCUUGAAUGAAAAAUGUGUUCAGCAAGAGAUCCGAUCUCGCCUUGUUGAUGAAAUGCCAUAAAAAUCAACAUUCGUAUUAUUAAUAAAAGAGUAAAAAUAUACAACAAAAACUAUGCUAGUGGGUCGAAGGAAAUUCUCUAGAAUAAAUUUUGGUAAAAAUUUAUAGAGAAAUUGUAGAGGAAAUUUUAAUUUCCUACAAAUUUUUAAAAUGAAAUGUACCCAUUGGACCGUAAAGGUUCAUUAGAAAGAGGUUGGAAAUAUUAAAAGUUAGUUAAUUUAUAUACAGAAAUUAUAUAUAAUAUAAUGUAAUUAUAACAUAGUGUAAAUAUUAGCGUUAUUACAAUUUAUUAUUACCUAAUUAUAAACAAAUACAGAUGUACCUGAAAUAUUAAAGAAAGAGAAUUUUACAAACUUUUUUGCCAGGUUUUUUAAAUUCUGAGCAAAAAGUGGAAUUUGUAAGGUUGAAUAGAGGAGUGAUUGAUUUGGUUGACAUAUUGAUAAAUUGGUAAGAAAUCAUUAAAUUUAGUGAUUCGGCCUUUUGAAAUAUUAACCUUUAUUAUUGUUAUAUAUCUAUUUUUUAAUUUUAACUACGGUUUAAUUAAAUGCUUGAUAGCUAAUACUUUUUCGAUAAAAUAAAUGAGGAUCGUUUCUAAUGGUAUAAAUUGCAACUUGACCUCGUACUCGCAAGUAUUAAAGAAAUUCGGUGAAACUUAUAAGAUUCUUAUUCUGAACUCUGAAGAGGUUUAAAACAAAAACGCCAAUAAAAUUGAAUUAACAGUGUUUGUGUUUAGCAUCUUUCUACAUAUAAAAUAAACUUGAGCUUAAAAAAAUGUUUUCGUGUGAACCAGAUUGAUCACUUUAGCGUUUGAAACAGAUAUUCCUACUGAUUGAUGUUUUAGGACGAGAAUAUAAAUGUAUCAGUUGAAUAAGAAAUUCAAUAUCAUUUUAGGCUGUGGUUAUAAUUGUUGAGUGGAAUUUUAUUUGAUGUUUUUCCUUCGUUUAAUCGAAAGACAGGAAAUUAAUUUCGACUAGUUUGAUAUCUCAUAAUUGUCGUGUUGAAUGAAUUGUGAUAUUUAAUUGUUCAAUUAUACAUGUAUAAAAGACGUUUUUAUCAGGCCUAAGAGCCGGCCUUAAAUAAUUUCAAAGGAAUGUCUGAACUACGACUGACACUGUUUGGUUUCGAGCUGAAUGGCCUACAAACUCGUUUUGUCUCGGGUAGAUUUGUUGUCAGUUCGACUGAUAAUUCUGAAUGGGUUCGCCUUGACUCACUGUUAAAAACUGGUAUUCCACCAGUUCUUAGAAUCUGCCGGUGAUCUAAUAAUUUAUGACGUCCUUUAAUUUUAUAUCCGUUAAAAAGUCGAAUGUUGUCCCGUGAUCUGUAAUAAAUGAAAUUCCAUUCAACUAAAAAAAAAA
This is a messenger RNA of Cimex lectularius (bed bug), 3774 nucleotides long. Its product is annotated as suppressor of cytokine signaling 5-like. Gene Ontology annotation, molecular function: 1-phosphatidylinositol-3-kinase regulator activity. The transcript has a single exon. Gene Ontology annotation, biological process: intracellular signal transduction; phosphatidylinositol phosphate biosynthetic process. The coding region runs from base 454 to 1641 and encodes 395 amino acids. Gene Ontology annotation, cellular component: phosphatidylinositol 3-kinase complex. Lineage: Eukaryota; Metazoa; Arthropoda; Insecta; Hemiptera; Cimicidae. The record is from RefSeq and is a predicted model, not a curated record.